This is a messenger RNA of Lemur catta (Ring-tailed lemur), 2074 nucleotides long. RefSeq names its product F-box protein 5 (gene FBXO5). NCBI's taxonomy places the organism in Eukaryota, Metazoa, Chordata, Mammalia, Primates, Lemuridae. The record is from RefSeq and is a predicted model, not a curated record. Gene Ontology annotation, biological process: negative regulation of meiotic nuclear division; regulation of mitotic nuclear division. The coding region runs from base 124 to 1467 and encodes 447 amino acids. Gene Ontology annotation, molecular function: protein binding. The transcript is spliced from 5 exons. Gene Ontology annotation, cellular component: nucleus.
AUUCAAAGAUUUUAAAAGUACCAGCUGGCGCCUUUUAAGGGAUACGGCUCUGUGAAGCAGGCGGCUCACUUCUCAGCUACCAGAACAGUUCCUUCACCUGAGGCAGGCCCCACGUCCCCUGGUAUGAGCCGGCGCUCCUGCAGCUGCUCUCCACGGUCACCUUCCUGCUCCUGCAGCUCCAGCACCGUGACAGCCGCCGGGCGCCCUCGCCCCUCGGACAGUUGUAAAGAAGAAGAAAGUUCCACUCUUUCUGUCAAAAUGAAGUGUGAUUUUCAUUGUGACCAUGUUCAUUCUGGACUUAAACUGGUAGAACCUGAUGACAUUGGAAGACUAGGUUCCUACACUCUUACAUAUUUGGAAGGUUCUUGUAAAGACUGCAUUAAAGACUCUGACAGGUUAUCAUGUCUUGGGUCACCAAUUGUGAGCCCUAGCAUUGUAGAACUUGAAACUGAAAGCAAGCCCUUGCAUAACAAGGAAAAUCAAUGUGUGCAACAAACACUUAAUAGUACAAAUGAAAUAGAGGAACUAGAGACGAGUAGACUUUAUGAAGACAGUGGCUAUUCUUCAUUUUCUCAACAAAGUGGUCUCAGUGAACAUGAAGAAGGUAGCCUUCCCCUGGAGGAAAAUUUCAGUGACAGUCCACAAUCCUGCCUGCUGCAGAUGCAAAGCCCUGACCAAUAUCCCAACAAAAACUUACUGCCAGCUCUUCAUUUUGAAAAAGUAGUUUGUUCAACAUUAACAAAGAAUACAAAACGAAAUCCGAAAAGAGAUCGGGAGAUGCUGAAGGAUCUUAUAGCAAGAGGAAAUUUUAGAUUACAGAAUAUAAUUGGCAGGAAAAUGGGCCUAGAGUGUGUAGAUAUUCUCAGUGAACUCUUUCAAAGGGGACUCAGACAUCUCUUAGCGAAUAUUUUAACUCAGCUGAGUGAUAUGGACUUAAUCAAUGUGUCUAAAGUGAGCACAACUUGGAAGAAGAUUCUAGAAGAUGAUAAGGGAGCAUUCCAGUUGUACAAUAAAGCAGUGCAGAGAGUUACUGAAGACAACAUUAAGUUUUCACCACAUGCUUCAACCCGAGAGUACGUUAUGUUCAGAAUCCCACUGGCUUCUGUUCAAAAAGCAGCAGUCCAGACUCCUCCCCAAAAAGAUGCUCAAACCAAGUUAUCCAAUCAAGGUGAACAGAAGGGUUCUACUUAUAGUCGACACAGUGAAUUCUCUGAGGUUGCCAAGACUUUGAAAAAGAACGAAAGCCUCAAGGCCUGUAUUCGUUGUAAUUCACCUGCAAAAUAUGAUUGCUAUUUACAACGUGCAACCUGUAAACGAGAAGGCUGUGGAUUUGACUAUUGUACAAGGUGUCUGUGUGAUUAUCAUACCACCAAAGACUGUUCAAAUGGCAAGCUCCCAAAAGCCAGUUGUAAAACAGGUCCCCUGCCUGGUACAAAAAAAAGCAAAAAGAAUUUACGAAGAUUGUGAUCUCUUAUUAAAUCAAGUUGUUACUGAUCAUGAACAUUAGUUAGAAUAUAUUGGGUUUUAACUUAAAAAACAACAUAUUGUGAUUUUCAAUUUUACAUUGAAAUUUUUUCCCAGCGGAUAAAGAGGAUAUACAGCCUCUUAAAAUAUUUUACAAUUUAAUGUGAAAAAGUUAAAAUUCUCAGUACAAAUCAGAAAAUUUAAAUAUUUUAAAUAAAAAGGGAUAAGUAAGUAGUAAUCUAAUAUUUGUGAUACAGAAGUAAAAUGAUUCAAUUUUAUGGUGAAAGAAGGCUAUGUAAUUUUACCUAGACAAUCUUAGAUAUAAAUCUGGUUUACCAUCUAUUGGCAUUUGAGACAUUUUAUUUGUCUUGUCAAAUUAAUACCAAUGGAAAUAUCAAUUUCUGGAGUAUUAACUUAAAUGUUUUGUCUCCUUAAACCUUUUUCAUUGUGUGUAUCUCCCAAGAAAGUAUCUUUUGUAAAAUUUGCUUUUUUUCCUUUUUUCUGGUGUCUGUGUUUUAAUAUUUUUGUAUACAUGUAAAUAAUUUUGUAUUUUUAUAUGUCAAAGUAAGAAAAUGUCUUUUGUAUGUACAUAUAAAAAUAAAUUUUGUUC